GGUAACCUCGCGAGAGUUCCCCCCGGACAAGAUGGCGGCGCGGUCGAGCCGCUGAGAGGAGCGGCCAGCGGCGGACGCGGAGCGGGAAAGGGAGCGGCGGCGGGCUCGGCCUGCGGGGCGUCCCCGAGCGGAGACGCGGGGGCAUGCGGUCGGGACGGGACUCUCCCCCGCCGCGGCUCUGAGCGCUUCGGGCCCUUCCCCACCGCCGCCACUGGCUCCUCCUCUCCCCGCCGGGGCCCCGCUGGCGAUGACUGGAGAGAAGCUGCGCUCGCUGCGCAGGGACCACAAGCCCAGCAAGGAGGACGGGGACCUGCUGGGGCCCGGCGAGGAGGAGGCAACGGCCGCGCCCGGCGGGGGAGGAGGCGGCGGCGGCGGCGGAGGAGGAGGGGGCGGCUUCACCGGGGGUGGCAAGAGCGGGCGCCUUGCCGGGGGCCACCGCGUCUUCACCAACCACCACCGGCUGCCUCUCAAGGCCGGGCCGGGGGCCUCUUCCCCCGCCGAGGCCGAGAAGGCCGCCAUCGCCGCCGCCCAGUUCCCCGUCCACGAGUGCGUCUUCAAGGGAGACGUCAGGCGCCUCUCGGCCCUCAUCCGCACGCAGGGCAUCGGCCAGAAGGACAGCCACGGAAACACUCCAUUACAUCUUGCCGUGAUGCUGGGGAAUAAAGAAUGUGCCCACUUGCUUUUGGCUCACAAUGCUCCUGUGAAAGUGAAAAAUGCUCAGGGAUGGAGUCCUCUCGCAGAAGCCAUCAGCUAUGGAGAUAGACAAAUGAUUACAGCACUGCUAAGGAAACUGAAACAACAGUCUAGGGAAAGCGUUGAAGAAAAGCGACCUCGAUUAUUAAAAGCCCUGAAGGAGCUAGGUGACUUUUAUCUUGAACUUCACUGGGAUUUUCAAAGUUGGGUGCCUUUACUUUCCCGAAUCCUGCCUUCCGAUGCAUGUAAAAUAUACAAACAAGGUAUAAAUAUCAGGCUUGACACAACACUUAUAGAUUUUACUGACAUGAAGUGCCAACGAGGGGACUUGAGCUUCAUUUUCAAUGGUGAUGCUGCACCCUCUGAAUCCUUUGUAGUUUUAGACAAUGAACAAAAAGUUUACCAACGAAUACAUCAUGAGGAAUCUGAAAUGGAAACAGAGGAAGAAGUUGACAUUUUGAUGAGCAGUGAUAUUUAUUCAGCAACGUUAUCAACCAAAUCAAUUACCUUCACACGUGCCCAGACAGGAUGGCUUUUCAGAGAAGAUAAAACAGAAAGGGUAGGAAACUUUUUGGCAGACUUCUACCUAGUUAAUGGGCUUGUGUUAGAAUCAAGGAAAAGACGAGAACAUCUAAGCGAAGAAGACAUCCUUCGAAAUAAGGCUAUCAUGGAAAGUUUGAGUAAAGGUGGAAACCUGAUGGAACAAAACUUUGAGCCUGCCAGGAGGCAGUCCCUUACACCUCCUCCACCUAACACGAUUACGUGGGAAGAGUACAUAUCUGCAGAAAAUGGAAAAGCACCACAUUUGGGUAGAGAACUCGUCUGUAAAGAGAGCAAGAAAACAUUUAAAGCCACAAUAGCCAUGAGCCAGGAAUUUCCUCUGGGAAUUGAAUCGUUAUUGAAUGUUUUAGAAGUAAUUGCACCCUUCAAGCACUUUAACAAACUCCGGGAAUUUGUGCAGAUGAAACUUCCACCAGGCUUUCCUGUAAAGUUAGAUAUACCUGUAUUUCCAACCAUCACAGCCACUGUGACUUUUCAGGAGUUUCGCUAUGAUGAAUUUGAUGAAUCAAUCUUCACAAUUCCUGAUGACUACAAGGAGGACCCUAGCCGCUUUCCUGAUCUCUAACAUAACUGGAACGUUAUCAGCAAAUAAAGAAUACCAGCAUGCCACAGAGAGAAAAACAGGAUGCAGAAAGCCCACAUACAUGUUUCAUAAAGUGGGUGAAAUAGGAAGGGAUAAAACUUGUUUAAAUGAAUUCAGAAAGGGAACACAAAGUGAAUCUCAAUCCGUUGUACCAUCUAGCAAGCAUCCCAUCUAGUGUCUAAAUGAGAGCAGGUCUCCUGAUGCGUCAUAUACAUUUAUACAUCCAGACCUGCAAGCAUGGUAGCCUGGCACCUCAGUGACUCCCCAUCCCCCCACAGAUACAUAACAGCUAUAAGGACUGUCAUUUGUUUUUUAAAAUGAUGUUUCUUGGAAAUAAUAAUAAAAAAUACUCUUGGACCAUUAGCAUAAAAACUAAAAUGUCUUACCUGGCUGUUAACCUUUUAAAACAUCCAUCUUCCUCAAGAUGCCCUCAUAGCCUUCCAUCAAGCUUUGUUUUCAUAAAUUGUAAAUUCUGUAAUAUUCCGUGAACUGAGCAUCAGUUGAGCAUAUAGUAGAAGGAAUUUUCUGUAGAUGAAUGAACCAAAUGGUAACCAUUUAAACCAUUGCAUUUACUUAUUGCAAUAUGUUUCUGAACUAGAGCAUUCACUCUGCAGGGAAUAAGGUACCUCCUCUUAGCACCUUAGUGCAAUUCAUUGUGGUGCUAUUCUAUUUUUUUCCAAACUCUUAAUUUCUCCACUGAAAGUUGUUUACUAAUCUUCUCAUGAAAUCUGCAGAUGUGAUUUCAGUCUGUUUGGAAAUAUCCUUGCCAUGUAUGUUGGAGACCAUGCUUGGAGACUUUUUUGGCCUACAAGUUAAAUUGCUGACAUUUUAUUUUGGGCUUAGCAGAUCCACAGAAGCUGCCCAACAAACACACAAGCCUUGUAUUGUUACAGCAACAUUUGGAAAUAUAUUGAAUAUAUGCAGUUACUUUAAAAACAAUCUCAGAGCUUCAGCUUUUCCGAAGUAAAAGCUGGGAGAAAUGAAUAGGGCUUGCAAUGGGUAGAAGAAAUAAAACCCCAUAAGAAUAAGGCUGUUUUCCAGUGUGGGUAACUAGAGAAAGGCUGUUUGUUUUUCUUUAGAUGAAUUUUUAAAAGCAAAUAUCUUCACAUGUUUCUAGGGUAUUGGAACUUGAAGAUCACCCAGCCUUUUUGCUUGACUGGAAAGAAUGUGUCUCCUAUUGUCAGUUCCUAUGUUCAUUUGUAUCCAGAGGUUUAGCUUCCUGUGAGGUGUAAAUGUAUAAUAAUGUAAAUAUUUUCAGAAGUAUAUUCUUUGUGCAGUCUGGUCAAUCUUUUUUUUUUGUUUCCUGGGAACUGCUCGAGUCACUUUUGGACUUCAAGAAAAACACUGCACUGGGUAAUACGCUCAGUUAGAAUGUGAAACGGGAUGGAGCGAGUUAGCAUGCAAUAAAACAAGACUCAUGAGCUACAUAAGCUCUGUCAGGGGAAAAUGCAAGGAUAGUCACACAUUGCUUUGUACUCAAAUCAUGUGCAGAGAGUUAACUCUAGAAGAAGGGGGCUUCGUGACCUACAACAGUGGAGAAGCGUUGGGCCCAAUUCCAGAAAAACUGUAAAUGUGUUCCAACCUUAACUGAUGUUGGUAAGGAAGACUGACAGCUGAACACAGCCUCUGCUGGCUUUGUACGUAUUGUUGUUGGUGCCAUGCUGUGGAAAGUACCAUUUCAGUACCAGUAUCCAUUAUGACAGGUGCAGCCUACCCUUGUAAAUAGAUAAUUAUAAAAUGGAGAGGCAUUGUCAUUUUUUAAAAAAGAAAUACUGUUUCCUGUUGUGAGAUGAUUGCUAGAAGAAACAUUGGGCAUGUAAAUGCCUAACCCUAUAGGGUGAACCUAGUUAGCAGCUCUAUCAAUGGGAUGGUAAGGAGAGCUAUUGACCCCACUGUCCCCUCAAUCGUCUCCUGAGACUUGGGAGAACCCUCUGGAGCAGAUUUGGAGAGUGGAAGCUACUUGAUGGAAGAGAAAUCAACAUCUGUUAUGUGAAUGAAAGCUUGCUCUUGUAACAUAACACCAUACUCUUUGGUGUCAGGCCAGCAAGGCAUCUCAUGAACGAGGAGAUGCUUAAUACAAAAUAUAUAGCACUGUUCUCAUAAUUAAUGGGCUUAAUUAGAUGAUGGUCAUACAUCUGAGGAAAUAUGCCUUUGGUCAUCUCCUGUACUACUGGGUAAAUAAUGCCAAAGUUGUCUGUUAUACAGCUCUAAAAAAUAAUGAUUAUCCCAAGAAGUGUCACACUAGCAUGUAGCAAAUAGGUUCAUUUCAUGGUAGGUUGGGUGCUAACUUAAUUUGGUCUAUAGAGCAAGCUCAUUUUAAUUUAGUUUCAUUUAUUUCAGUGGGUCUUGUGAAAAACCAGUCUAGGAGAAGUCUUAGCCCAAACUAAUGGAAUUACUGUCACGUUUCAUGAAAUCAUAAUUCUUGCCGAGUAAGUUAUGUCUUCGGGGAGUUUUUUAAUUUAUACCAUCCUUGACAAAAGUGAGUCCUUAGAGAUUUUGCAAACCUCUGUCUACCCAAUGUAUUAACAUGGGUAGAUUUUGAAAUUAUUUUUUUCUCAUCCUGUUUUAAAAUACUUAGCUAUAUAAAACAUAUUUUCAUUUGCUUCCAGUAGUGGAUUGGGGUGGGGGAUCAAAUUUUGGCCUAUGGCCAAAUGUAUAUCUGCUUUGUCUACUUGGUUAGCCAUGCAUGAAACUUCUCAUUUGAGAGGUCGAUCCACAUAUACAAAAGUAGCUUUCUUGUACUUGGUACCUUUUUUUCAUAUAAGUGCAAGACGCAUUCCUUGAAAGAGAACUCCAUGGAUAUAUUGUCCUACAUAAAGUAAGAUCAGGAAGUGUUACACGGGAGAUAUUGAUGCUUGGUUAGAUACAUGAAUGAAGAAAAAUGGUUUAGCACUUAGUAGUUAAGCACUUCUAAGUACCCACUGUAGCUCCUUUUAGAUUUACUCAUAUUUUUUCUCAUAUAACCCAAGUCACAGUUUGGUAAUUUUGCAUGGCAAACCUUGUUUUUUAAGGGCACCCCUACUAGUUGGUAUUUAAAACUUUCUAUUUCAUGGGACAUUUCUGAAUCAUUUUUGAUGAUUUUGGAAAUAGGAUCGUUGUGGUAGGAUUAUGAAGAAUACAUUCAUGGAAAAAAUUGUAAAGCACCAAACACUAAAAAGCAUCACAAGGGGCCAGGUUAGGAUGAAGUGCCUCUUCCGUGCUUAUUGAUCAUGGUUGGAAGAUAAUCUCUUUGAGAAGCAGAAUGUAAUUGAAUUAGUGUUAUGAAUAUUCUGGACAGAUUAAAUAUAUGAGAAUUUCAUUGAGGUAUGACUUAAAAUCUAGGAAAGUGUUUUGGUAAUCGUAUAUAUGGAAAUCCUUUUCAAGAUUUCCCAAACCUCUUCCUUAACCAAACUUACUGGUCUUCCAAAUAAUUGCUUUAAUUAAUGGCAAAGGGAAUAAUAAUCUUUCCAAGCAGUUAGUAUUUCAGUCACUUUAUGUUUUGAGUUUGCAGUUUAUGGUUACCUGACAAUUUGUAUCAGAGAAUACACUUGUGGAUAUAAAUCUGUGCUGGAAACCCACUUUAUGUUGAGCAUAAUAUAUUCAGAAAGUCAAAUUUUAAAGAUAUACUUGUUGAUUUUGAUCAUUAAAGUUACUUUAUUUAAACUUUAUUAACAAACUUCCUAUAAUGCUGCAGUUUUUCUUUAACAGUUUAUAAUUGUGGAAACUUAAUGUCAUUUUUGUAUAUUUCUUUUCAUGUGUUCUUUGUCUAAUCUAAACUCAUCCUCACUAAUAGGGUUUUUGGUUGUACCACUUAGAAUUAAGACCAAAAGAUGCUAUUUGCUGAACAUAUGAACAUUUUCAGAUCUAUUAUUCUAACAUGUGUGGGCACUUCCUCCAUAUUAGAGGAAGAAUAAGAAGUACAAAAAGGCUGUUACAGUGUACCACUUUCACAAGGACAUUUUAUUGGUCAGUUUUUCAAUAAAAUCCUCAAUUUUCAGUGCA
Anolis carolinensis (green anole) is the source of this 5818-nucleotide messenger RNA. RefSeq names its product ankyrin repeat domain 13C (gene ankrd13c). Lineage: Eukaryota; Metazoa; Chordata; Lepidosauria; Squamata; Anolidae. Gene Ontology annotation, molecular function: signaling receptor binding. Gene Ontology annotation, cellular component: cytoplasm. The record is from RefSeq and is a predicted model, not a curated record. The transcript has 13 exons. Gene Ontology annotation, biological process: protein retention in ER lumen. The coding region runs from base 248 to 1819 and encodes 523 amino acids.